CGUGGCGCGCUUUUUGUAGUCAGAUCGCGGCAGCCACGGCUCCAAACGGCAAGUGCAGAGAAUUUUAACGUGCUUCUGAAGAACGAAAAGCUCCUCCAAGAUGCGAUUGCUCGUCAUUCAGGCGGUUUUAAUCAUUGCCGGGAUUUUUCUUAUCUGUAUACAAGAAACAGUGGGACACAAAGAUCAUAAUAAAAUUAGACAUAAGAAACAUAUGAAACAUAAAGAUAACACUAAUGUAUGCGAUACAAACAACGGAGGAUGUGAGCAAAUAUGCAUAAACAUUCCGGGAGCUAGAAAAUGUACCUGCAAACCUGGCUUUAGAUUAGACAAAGACGGAAAAUCUUGUAGAGAUAUUAAUGAAUGUCGUGUGAGAAAUGGACGUGGACCAUGUCAAGAUAUUUGUCACAAUACACAUGGCUCUUACAGAUGUAGCUGUAAGUCUAAUGGAACUAAGCUUACUUUUGACGGACAUACAUGUGCUCAUAUUAAUGAAUGUACUGAAGAAGCAGCUGGAUGUUCCCAUCACUGUAUUAAUGUCCACGGAAAAGUUUUUUGUACUUGUCCGGAAGGCAUGGAAUUGCAAGAAGACUGGAAGACUUGCAAAGAUAUUGACGAAUGUGCAAAUCCAAUCAUUAGAUCUUCUUGCCAGCACAAAUGCGUUAAUAUCAUAGGAUCGUACUACUGUUUAAAUCGAAAUAAAAAUAUAAACUAUCAAUCUGAUCAACCAAUUGAAGAUAACGAUACCAUUAGCAAAGAAGAAUAUGAAGAGUACGACGUAGAAUAUGAAGAUGGCGAAGAAUAUGAAGAUGAAGAAAAGAGUGAACCUACUGAAAACGCCAAAUCGACUGAAACAGUUACAGAAAAUAUAAAAGAAAAUGUAACAGAGGAUAAAGAACCUAAGAAAGAUGAAACAAUGGUUGUAGUAAAAGAUACUGAGAAACAUGACAAAAUUAAAGAUAUUUUAGCAGCAAAAAAAGCAAAAAUAGCAAAAGAAUAUGAUGAAUAUGAAGAAGAGUACGAUGAGGAUUUUGAUGAAAAUACCAAGAAAACGUCAUCUACUCCUAAGCCAGAGCUCGCGACGACAUCACAGUCACCUACUCCUACAGAAUCGACAACAUUUGAAGAUACAGAAAAAGAAGAAACUCAUAAAGAGGAAACUAUUGUUGAAACAGACGAUGUCAAUGAAGAGAAAAUAAUAAUUGAACCUGAAGAAAUAGAAGCCAAUAAAAGUGAAGGACCAAUUGGCAAUCAAAAAGAAGACUACGAUGAUGAAUAUGAAGAAGAAUACGAAGAAGAGUAUGAAGAAGAAAAUAAUGAAAAUGAAGAACAUGAACCUUCCCCACAGGUGACUAAAGCAUCGGCAGAAGAUAUUCAACAAGUAGAAAAUACAAAUAAUUUUACUUCAACAACAGAGGUGACCAUUGGUAGAAGAGUCGAUAUUAUUGAUGAUAAAGAUCAAACUACUGAAACUAUAUCUACAGUGCCAUCUGAAACUACAACGAAAACAACAACAUUGGUUCCAGCUACCGAAUUAAAAGUUGAAAAUAGUAAAGAAGACGAAUUUGGUGAAGAAUACAAAGAGACAAGUCAUUCCAAUAAAAAAGCACCUUUAUCUGAAGAAACUAAAGAAGAUGGACAAGAUCCCAUUGGCGAGGAAACUUCAAUUGAUAAAACAGAAGAUGAAGAAACCGAAGAUGACUACGAUGAAGAUUAUGAUGAAGUAGAAUUAAGAAAAACAACUGCCACGGAGACCACAACUGAACAAAAAACAUGUAAAAAGGGAUUUAGAUUAACAGAAGGAGAAUGUAUAGAUAUCGACGAGUGUGAAACUGGAGAUAACACAUGUUCUUACUCCUGUAAUAACUUAGUUGGAAGUUAUGAAUGUACCUGCCCUAAAGGUUAUGAGGUGACUGACGAAAAUAAAUCCACAUGCGUAGAUGUAGAUGAAUGUUUGGCCCAUCCAUGUUCACAUAAAUGUGUUAAUACUGCAGGAAGUUUUGAAUGCAGUUGUCCCGAAAAAUUAUUACUUAUAAACUCAACUCAUUGCUCUGAGAUGGAAUGUUCCCAUGAUGUUACUAAAAUUAAUGGAGUCGUACAAUGUACAUGUUCUUCAGGAUUCAUACUAGGGUCGGAUGGAAAAACUUGUAAUGAUAUUGACGAAUGUCUUGGAGAAAAUUAUUGCUCCCAUUCAUGUGAAAAUAUUAUCGGGUCGUAUCGAUGCAGUUGUCCAUCAGGUUACGAACUGGAUAAAAGUGAGCACCAUUGCAUUGAUAUCGAUGAAUGUAAAGAUAAUUCUUCUUGUCCAUUAACUUGCGAAAAUACACCAGGUAGUUUUCGAUGCAUUUGUGAACAAGGUUUUAACUAUGAUGAAGAUUCCAAAAAGUGCAUCGACAUCAACGAGUGCGACAAAACCCUUAACUUGCAUAAUUGUGAUCAAUACUGCCUUAAUUAUGAAGGGGGAUACGAAUGCGCCUGCAAUUUAGGAUACACUUUAUUAGAUGAUGAUACGACCUGUGAAGAUGUAAAUGAAUGUAGUAAAAAGAAUGGGCAUUGUAGUCAUAUUUGCACAAAUUUGCCUGGGACAUAUGAGUGUAGUUGUAAAGAAUCUUAUAAAUUGGAUAGUGAUAACAAAACCUGUAUAGAAAUUGAUCCAUGCGAGGCAAAUAACGGAGGUUGUUCGCAUGAAUGCGUUAACGAAGAAGGCAAUGCUGUAUGUAAGUGCCCAGAAGGUCAAGUUUUAGAAGAUAAAGUCUGCUUUAAAGUAGACCCAUGUGUUAAGAAGAAUGGAGGUUGCUCCCACAUUUGUUACAAUUCGAAUGGAACACCCGCCUGCAAAUGCCCAGAAGGUUACAUACUAGAAAAUGGUACCGACUGUUCAGAAAUCAAUAAAUGCCUAGUCAACAACGGUAACUGUUCCCAUUUUUGCGAGUACAUAGAUCAUGAGGUAAAAUGUUCUUGUCCGGAGCAGUACAUCUUGGUCGAUUCUACCGAUUGCAAGGAACAAAAUCCUUGCGAGCUUAAUAACGGGGGUUGUUCUCAUACUUGCACUUUUGCGAACCAUAAAGUAAUAUGUUCUUGUCCUGAUGGUCAUGGCCUCCACAAUGAAACACACUGUCUAGGGAACCCUUGUCACGAUGAUAAUGGUGGAUGUUCCCACACUUGCAAUUUUUCCGAAGGUGAAAUGAGCUGUAGCUGCCCAGAUAAUUAUUACUUGGAAGGUAAAAAAUGUUAUAAAAAAGAUCCGUGUCUGGUAAAUAACGGAGGAUGUUCACAUGAAUGCUUAUCCGAUGAAGACGGCAAUAUUGAAUGCAGUUGUCCGGAAAACCAUAAAUUAAGUGAUUUUAAAAAUUGUAUCUUAAAGGAUCCAUGUGAAGAAAACAAUGGCGGUUGUAGUCACACAUGCGCUUUAUCAAAUAAUAUCGUGGUUUGCUCAUGUCCUACGGGUUACAGUCUUAGUAACACAGGGAAAAAUUGUAACAAAAUAGGCGCAUGUUACGUGGAAAACGGAGGAUGCAGUAACUACUGUGAAGAUGUGCUAGGAAAAGCUGUUUGUUCUUGUCCGGAAAACUUUAUUUUAGAAGAGGACAAUCGAACCUGUAUUGCAGAAGAUGCAUGUUCUAAAGAAAACGGAGGAUGUUCGCAUUAUUGCAAAAACGAAAAUAAUGCAGCCAAAUGUUAUUGUCCUGACCACUUUGAUUUGAUCAAUGAAAAGAAUUGUGUACGAAUAAACCCCUGUUUAAUCAACAACGGAGGAUGCUCUCACGAUUGCGAAUUUGAUGCUGAAGGUGUGAAAUGUUACUGCCCUAGUGGAUACAAACUAGAAGAAAAGAACUGCAUAAUAAUUAAUCCUUGCGAUGACAAUAAUGGAGGAUGUUCACAUUCUUGUACAGCCAUUAAUGGACAGGUUUUAUGUCAGUGUCCUCCAGAUCAUGACCUUAUCGAUAAAACCUGUUUCAAGAAAGAUCCGUGCGCUUUUAACAAUGGAGGAUGUUCUCAUGGAUGCACGGUUGACAAUGGAGAAGCCAAAUGUCUUUGUCCUCCUGGAUAUAAACUGUUUGAUAAAAAAUGUUUAGACCAAGAUCCAUGCGAGAAGAAUAAUGGAGAAUGUUCUCAUUAUUGUAACAACGUUGAUGGUGUUAAAGAGUGUAGCUGUCCUUCUGGUUAUAUCCUGCGCCCCAACAAGAGAGUGUGUAAGGAGAUUAACGAAUGCAAGCAAAAUCGUGGAGGCUGUUCACACGGAUGUCAAAAUACUCCAGGAUCGUAUCAGUGCCUGUGCCCACGAGGUUUUGGAUUGGGAAGCGACAACCGUACGUGUGAGGACAUCGAUGAAUGUCAAGUCAAUAAUGGCGGAUGUGAAGUAACAUGCAAAAAUUAUAAAGGUAGUUUUCGGUGCGAUUGUCAACCCGGAUACGUUUUACAAAGUGACAGGAAGACAUGCAAACGAGGAGAGGUGUACCAGUGUCGUAUACCGGCAGCGCCAGAAAACGGAGUUAUGAGAUGUCCAGGAUAUCGAUCUGACUACGGUGAAGCGGUACCGGCAAGUACUAAAUGUAAUGUAUGGUGCAAGGAUGGAUUUUCUCUCAGAGGAAAUUGGCAAAGGAGUUGUAACGAGGCAGGCCAAUGGGAAAAUUUAGAAGCACAAUGUGUCCCCGCGGUACCAAACUACUGUCCUAGAUUACCCAGUUUUAACACCGGAUGGUUCGUGCCUGGUAUUUGCAAUACCGGCAAGAUAUACCCAGGGGAGACGUGCUCUAUCCAAUGUAGACUUGGUUAUAGACUAUUGCAAAACAUAGAAUCGAUAAUCUGCAGAGAAGAUCUAAGUUGGUCUAGAGAACUGCCAGUAGACGUACUAGAGAAAUUGUGUGUCAGAGAAACUAUUGAUGUGUCCAUUACUUGCCCACAUAAUGGUCAUGUUCAAUUUACACUGCCACCUGGACAAAAGAGCAUGAGUGUUUAUUUUCCACGGCCAGAAACUAACGUUGAUUUUGAAAGGUACGUUACCUCAGAGCCAGCAUGGGCAAAACAUCUCCAAAACACAUUGCCAGCUGGCAGUACAGAAAUUAUAUUUACUGCAUCGUAUUUGAAUCGUACUGCAUCAUGUGCCCUUGUUGUCGAGGUUCAAGACAAAGAAAGUCCGAGAGUUCAAAAUUGUCCCGAAAAUAUCGAAAGGUCUUUGGAAAGUGGACAGACUAGUCAAAUGGUUCAUUGGAGAGAACCACAAUUUGAUGAUAAUGUAGAAAUAGCUCAUGUUUAUAAGUCAAGGGUACCUGGAACAGAGUUCGUAACCGGUCUCCAUCAUGUUAAUUAUAUUGCUACAGACACAGCUGGUAAUAGAGCAUUUUGUCAUUUCACCAUUACUGUUAAAGAAAACGAUUUAGAAGUCAGGAACUCGCUGCAUUCACAUCAAAUUGAAAACUAUGUAAGGAGGAAACCAGAAUCCGGAUCAUAUUAUAAGGCAGUUUUAGUAUGCCCCAGCGGUGCUCAAUAUGAUAGCCUAAUAAUAAGAAAACCUGAACCCGGCUGCAGAUGGAAACAUAUCAAAGUGGAUAGGCCCGAAGAACAGAAGCAGGCGUCUUCGAUGUUGAACUACAACCGAAUAAUUCCUCCGCGGCUACGAAACCACGUCAAUUCCUUCGCACGUCGAAUUUCAGAAUUGCACAACCAGGUGACAGCACCGCCGAGAAUUUUCUCUGAAAGUCGCUUGCCACCUCAUUUGAGAAGCCACAGAAGAAGAGAAUUCUUUAAAUGGAAUAGAAAAUAAAUUAGGAUUUAGAAAACGUAUCUAAUCGUUACCAUCUACAGAAUGAGAAGGCCAAACUGCUAUGACUAUUAAAUCUGUGCAUGGUAAUAUGUCCAGUAUGUAAACAGUUCCUUUCAUUGACUUCUGUCGUUGACGUCAAUCGUAAACCGUGAGGCCUUCUCUUUCUCUCGAUGACAACUAUUUAAUAAAUUUAGGUAACCUUGGAAAAUGCCAUAAUUUGUUUGGAAAUAUUAACUUAAUGUCUCUAAUGCAUUAAACAGAUAUUGGUACCUACUCACAUGUAAUUUUCGAAAUAUUUUUUAAUUAAAGAAGUGAUAAUAAAAUUA
Messenger RNA from Sitophilus oryzae (rice weevil), 6087 nucleotides. Its product is annotated as fibrillin-2-like. Lineage: Eukaryota; Metazoa; Arthropoda; Insecta; Coleoptera; Curculionidae. Gene Ontology annotation, molecular function: calcium ion binding. The transcript has 29 exons. The record is from RefSeq and is a predicted model, not a curated record. The coding region runs from base 101 to 5761 and encodes 1886 amino acids.